Messenger RNA from Marasmius oreades (fairy-ring Marasmius), 627 nucleotides. RefSeq lists its product as uncharacterized. Bases 1 to 627 code for a protein of 208 amino acids. The record is from RefSeq and is a predicted model, not a curated record. The transcript has a single exon. Lineage: Eukaryota; Fungi; Basidiomycota; Agaricomycetes; Agaricales; Marasmiaceae. Gene Ontology annotation, molecular function: acyltransferase activity, transferring groups other than amino-acyl groups.
AUGUCAGAUAACUCGUAUCGCUUCCAUCAACUCCCCAACUCACCACCUACCGCUGCAGACGUGCAACAGUACAAAGAGUUCCGGCUACUCUCUCUUAAAACAGAUCCGAAAGCUUAUUCUUCCACAUAUGAAGGAGAGGGCGCGUUUACAGACCAACAGUGGUUCGAGCGGUUGAGGUCGGACAGUAAAGGGACUAUCGUCGCAACUUUAGAGAGGCCCGGAGAGAUCACAGAGGAAUGGGCCGGAAUGAUAACAGUCCUAUCCCCGCAGUUGACAGAUUUCACAGACUAUAUUCCCUCCAAAUUGAAGGAGAAGCGUGGAGUGGAGUCUGUGUAUAUCGUUGUGGGCAUGUGGGUACAUCCAGAGCAUAGACGACGAGGUGUAGCAGGACAAUUGAUCGAACAGGCGGUUCAUUGGGUCAGAAAUAGGAGGAGAGACCGUGAAGAGGGUGGAGGAGGGACGCUCCUUCUAGAGGUCGUGAAAUCAAACGAUGGUGCUGCGAGUAUGUAUACCAGAUCGAGAUUUGAAGAGGUGAAUCGCGAAGGGACAUCAUCGGAUAAGGAGUCUACCUUCAUGUACUUGGAUGUAAACGGACUGACUUCGGAGAAGGUGUGUGAUAACCUAUAG